Messenger RNA from Hydatigera taeniaeformis, 648 nucleotides. The record is from the annotation of a GenBank genome assembly. NCBI's taxonomy places the organism in Eukaryota, Metazoa, Platyhelminthes, Cestoda, Cyclophyllidea, Taeniidae.
AUGUCGAAGAAUCCGAAAGGUAUGAUCACUCUACUAUCCAUCCUGCUUCUCAUAGCCGAUGUGCUGGCCUACAUGACCCGUGAAAAUCGUCCCUUCAGUGUUAAUGACAUUGUUACUGCAUUGCAAAAGGCACAUGGGAAGACGGUUAUUUCUAAGGCAGUCGAUGAAUUAGUCCUGGAUGCCUCCCUUGUUGAAAAGGUUUACGGAAAGCAAAAAGUUUUUGUUGUGUCACAAGUUAGAGCCGCAGCUUUCCCUUAUCACGAUUGUGAAGAAAAACUGCCUCGCCCUGACAGCUCUGAGCUGAAGGCUAUGGACGAUAAAAUUAAUGAGCUCACAACAAAUCUCCAACAGCUUAGAGAUCGAGUUAGAGUAGUUGAGUCGGAAUUGAAGUCAGUGCAGUCCAGCUUGUCCCUUCAGGAGGCACGUGAUCAGAAUGCUGUCUUGGAGAUUAAGAUAGGCGAGAUAAAGAAGCUUAUUUCCGAAUACGGCUCAGAACCACCGGUUCCCCCGGAAGAAUUUUCUCAAGCCAUGGAUAUCGUUGAUGCCGUUGCCGAGGGUUAUCCUAAGAGUCGAAAAGAACUCAUGGAUGACGUCGGCAUUGAAACGGAUGAGGAUCGAGGAGUAUCUAUCGCUGACUUCACAUUCUGA